Trichobilharzia regenti is the source of this 2936-nucleotide messenger RNA. Lineage: Eukaryota; Metazoa; Platyhelminthes; Trematoda; Strigeidida; Schistosomatidae. The record is from the annotation of a GenBank genome assembly.
AGAAAUACUUAAACUAAAAAAAAAUGUAGUUGUGAUUACAAGGGUAUUACACCAAUAACAGAAAUGUUACACGCACGCACACACGGCGACACACAGAUAAAUAGAUAGACAGACAGACGGAAAAGUGCCGAAGAAAAUGUAAACGCCGACACAGGCAUGUGUCUGUCAUUCAUCUAUCUAUCUAUCCAGCUAGGAGGAAAAGAAAAGGCAACUAUUCCAUCAUAAUACCUUAGUUUUUUUCGAAUAUCAAUCAGACGAUUGAAUACUCUACAAAAAAACAACAACAACAACAAAAAGAGGACGAUGAACAAUCGAAUUUCACAAGUGGAAUAUUUGCACUCCUUGGAUUAGUCGAUCUCAAGAGUAGAGAGUACGUACGUGGGCGUGUACGUGAGUGUGAGUGUGUCAGCCUAUGUGACUUCUCUUUUCACUGAUGGAUGCUCUAUAUCCGAAUUUUUAUUCACUAACUUCUGUAUCCACUGAACCAUUGGAUCCUCGUGUUCGUCGUCGUUCACUUGUCUGGGGAGUUAACUCUAGUCUACCAUCGGCAACCACUACUACUAAUACUCAAGCAUUAAAUACUACUACUAACAGUGAUAAUAUCAGUAGUAGGAGAAUGACUACUACAAAAUUAAAUGACAAUAUUGUCAUCCUACCGUCAUAUAUGUCUUCAAACUAUGCUCAAAUCACUGCAACAAAGACGGUGGGAGUAAUGCCACGUCGACGUAGUGCAAGUCAUAAUCCUUGCAGUCGGAAUCAACUGCUAUAUCCGAUUGACAACACUACUAUUACUAAUAACAAUAACAAUUCUCAGUGUUCUUCAAAAUCAAUAACCCCACCGCCAACAUUACCUCCACCUCCUCCUCAAUUCGCUGAUAAUUAUCAGCAGACAACAAAAGAAGACGAGGAGAGAGAGAAAGAGAAUAGAGAGGAAAUUCCUCUUCGUCUAACACCCUCAUCAGAAAUAUCUCCACCAUCACAAACACCGACAAGACAACCGAGUCAAUUUCAAUAUAUUUCUAAACGACGUUUUAAAGACGGUUGUAUACCUCUGUCUUCAGAAGUGUCAACACUGCCAGGGACUUACAAUACACUGUCACCACCAAGAUGUCGAAAACUACUGUUUCCUGCUUGUACACAAAGUAUGAAUCCACCUCAGUGUCCAUCAACUCCAAUGAUGGUGACAAGAAUGAAUCAUUCUACUGGAUGCAAUAGUAAAGGUGAUAUGAUCCCGAAUCAGGAGUGGCAUCAAUUUCAACGGUCAUCAUUGCCAGCUCCACAACGCCAACAGCACCACCAUCAACAACAACGCCAACAACAAAUGCAGAAUAGUUUUAAUCAUCUUUCAAAGUAUAGAAUAUCACCGUCUGAUCAACUCGUCAAUGGAACUUAUUCGAAUGUCUAUUCACCUCCAGUUUAUCCUAUGGCGGGUAAUUUACGUCUGCAGUCAGCUGUAAGUCUACAAUCUUUAGAUCAGCUGAAGUCCGUUGGGAUGUUGAAUCAACAAGGUAGUCAGAUGGAUGAGACAGUAAUGAAUAAUAGAGGUAAUUACUUCCUGCAGAAGUCCGCUUUACCUUCAUACUAUCAGUAUCAACAACCUCUGAUUCCUCGGAGGUCAGAUUCUCUAUCACGACAUCAAGUAAUGCCUAAUUUGGAAAACUCGAAUGUCAACAGAAGUGAAGUACGUCUAGGAACUAUGUCUCUGGAUAAAUCAACGACGGGACAUAUGUCAAGAAUUCGACCUAUGGAUAGAAGACGUUAUACCCAGUGCGGAAUUAAUUAUCCUCCAGAGUUUGAAAAUGAUUACAUCAGACAGAGACAGCAACAGUCUACAGGGGUGCCAAAUCAACCAUUUAUGGAUUAUUAUUAUAAUCAUCGUAUGCCGACAACGGAUUCUUUUAUGCAUAGUCUAGGUAAAACACUUCCAACCCAAUCUCCGUCAUUCUCUUCAGCUUUCCCGUCCACUACUACGACAAUUCAUAAUAAAGAAGGCGGAAUGAAUUGUGAAUCAACAUUUCCUGAUAUAUAUUCGGAGAGUAAUACUGAUGAAUUAGUUAUGCCAUUAAAUAUUAGACGUCGAAGACCAGUCAAUUCAAGAAGGGCUCAUGUUGUCUCAGCUUUUGAACAAAGUUUAAAUAAUAUGUCUCAACGUCUACAGAAUUUAACGAAUACAACAACAAAGAAAGAUUCAGAAUUGCAUGAAUUAAGAGCUACAAUCGAUGCACUGCGUAGUCAAACAGAAUUAGGACUUUUAAAAAAACCACCAAUUAAUCGACCUUGUGAGUUAAAUCGAUCAAGUACAAAAGAUACAUUAAAACAAGACAGCAGUGUCAGUGUUGGUGAGCAACAACACACGAUAAAUAGGACAAGUUUAACAAAUUCAAAUUUAAGUCUUACAGAUAUGGAGGGUAAUCAAUCACAGGCAGAAAAUUCAACUGAUAGAAGAAUAUCAACAUCUGGUACAAAAUCUUCUGGAAGUAAUUCAAAGAAGAAUGGAUGGCUCAGGAAUUCUCUUGGUAAAGCAUUUCGUAAAAAGAGUUCAUCGAUCCAUUCACAAAGUGAUCUUGACUGUCCUACAUCACCUCAGCACAGUCAUACAUAUCAUUUCCCAAGUGAUAAUAAUAAUACCUAUAACUCUGAUAGCCGAACUAUUCUUCCACCUGAUCACCCCUCAAAUUUACCACAAAGUCCAACUAUGGAUCAUAAAGGACUCCACAUCGCCGUGUGUCAUCAUUCACAGACAAAUUCCAUGACAACUGCACCAUCAUUAUUAACAUCAUCAUCGUCAACUGGUGGGAAUAAUGUCUUGUCUGUAUUACCAAAUAAUAAUCAGUUGAAUGGUCUGUCCCCGUCGAAUUCAUCCACGUCUUCUUCAUCAUGGAGUGCAUCUGGAACAAGUGCUGGAGGAGGACAGAGUAGUGCUGGUGAUAAAAAUG